Cheilinus undulatus (humphead wrasse) is the source of this 17766-nucleotide messenger RNA. RefSeq names its product lysine (K)-specific methyltransferase 2Cb (gene kmt2cb). Bases 999 to 16007 code for a protein of 5002 amino acids. Gene Ontology annotation, biological process: positive regulation of transcription by RNA polymerase II. NCBI's taxonomy places the organism in Eukaryota, Metazoa, Chordata, Actinopteri, Labriformes, Labridae. The record is from RefSeq and is a predicted model, not a curated record. The transcript has 63 exons. Gene Ontology annotation, cellular component: nucleus; MLL3/4 complex. Gene Ontology annotation, molecular function: histone H3K4 methyltransferase activity; transcription coactivator activity; histone binding.
UAGAGUACACCGAAGCGUCAUCUUCAACUUAAUUUAGUGGUAUUUCAUAGUAUUUUUGCGACUUGGCCACUCAGUCAAACGGGGUGUUAUUUUUGCGAGCUAAUGUGCGUAUUUACAUGUCGUUGGAGGCGGUUGUUGCUGCGUGGCAGGCUGGCUGCGAGAGUCUCCUAACUGGCCGUUUGGCCCCGCAGCUUGUCGAUGCUGAAGAAAAUAGAACCAGUUGCCAACCAAGCGGUCGGCACCCAACAUUCUUAUUUCGCGUUGCUGAUUAUUCGUUGAGGAUUCACAUUUGAAGAUUCAUUUACGGAGUCUUGGCUUUUGCAACCACUUGGACUUUAGCUUUGACUUGAUCGUACGUUAAUGUUAAAAUUGUUGGCCGUAGACUUGGGUGGCUAACACCAAGUAGCUAUAUAAGCCGAACUCGUGCGACGACAGCUGUCAUUGGAGAAAGGAAAGUGAUCCCCCCAAAUGCGUGUGCCAUUGAAGCGGGUUUCUGUUGGAUUUACAUCAUCUGCAUUUCCAUCAAAUGGGCAAGAUAUGGAAUAACAUCACGACGUUGGAAUACAAUGAUAUGCAUGAUGCAAUUUUGAGAAUUGCGGUGUUGCUUCAUUGGAGAGAGGCUAGCUAGCUCCAUUAGCUUGCUAGCUAGCUGGGUGAUAAAAGUGCGACGUUUCAUCCUCCAGUUUUUUGGACAUGAAGAGGAUAAUUCGCUAUUCAUAGGGCUGGAAGAUCAUCCAUCCAUUAUCUAUACGGCUUAUCCUGUGUGGGGUCGUUGGGGGGCUGGAACUGAUCCUAGCUGUCGCUGGGCAAGAGGGAUAACAGCUCAGCUACCAGCAUCACUGUCUAAACCAGAUUUGUGUAGUGAAAGUUAAACCUUGAAUCAUGGAGAAGUUAAGCCUAUAUGAUCAACAAAACACCUGCUGGGCGCCAUCAUUUCCUGCUACACACUGAAAGUUUUACUGCACUGCCUUGUUUAGAAGACUGUUAACGUGUGCAGAAUGGCAUCAGAGGAUAAGACUGUGGAACCCUCUGACCAGGGACCCUCACCGCCCUCCAGCAGUGUAGGGUCCACCUCCACAGGAAGUCCUGCCCACGUAGACAAGCGACCACGUGGCAGGCCGCGUAAGGAUGCUGUUGCCAUCCUACCCCAGGCACCACCCUCAUCCACGCCCAAGAACAGAAAGAAGGGUCGCACCAGAGGGAGGGCUGCUGUGGAUGAGGAGGACAGCAUGGAUGGGACUGAGAUAAUAGAGUCCACUGGCCCUCAGGUCACAGAAACAACAAUCCAGCCAGUGGAAACGGAGGAAUUAGUGACCACUGAGGUGCCAGAGGAGAACAAGCCCUCUUCCCCUCUGACCCAGAGCCCUCCAGCCGAGAGUUCAGCAGGACCAUCUGUCCCGACGAGUAGAGAAGUCAAAAUCAGCGAGCGUCCCUGUGCCUUCUGUUACUGCGGUGGCCGUAGCCUGCUGGGUCAGGGUGAGCUGCGAGCAUUCAGCACCACGCCUCAGCUUGAAACGCUUCUCAGCCAAAGGGCCGGAGGAGGCUCACAGAGUGAUAGCAGUGAUGGCGAUAAAACCACUCAGCCAAAAACGGCAGGAGAGACCACCUCAGGACAGAGGGACAAGACCAGUGGGUCUGAAGGCAGCGAGGAAAACCCAGACCCAGCCAGUCGAUUUUGGGAUGAGCUCUCUCAUGUCGGCCUUCCAGAAGAUCUUAAUGUCCAGUCUCUCUUUGAGUCAGGGCAAUACUGGGCACAUCAGAGUUGUGCCUUGUGGUCCGAAGGUGUUUGUGAGGGCGAGGGACAAUCUCUGCUUAAUGUGGACAGAGCCAUUGACUCAGGGAGCACAAAGCACUGUGCAUACUGUAAGCGCCUUGGAGCAUCCAUUAAGUGCUGUGCUGAAGGAUGUGCUCAACUCUACCAUUACCCCUGUGCGGGGGCAGCUGGGACCUUUCAGGACAUCAGGAGUCUGUCGCUCCUUUGCCCAGAACACACUGAAUUGGCCAUUCACAAAUUUGUAGAUGAUGUAAAUUGCGCGCUCUGUGAUAGCCCAGGGGACCUACUGGACCAGCUCUUCUGCACCAGUUGCGGUCAGCAUUACCACGGGAUAUGCCUGGACAUGGCCGUGACCCCUCUGAGGAGAGCAGGAUGGCAGUGCCCGGAGUGUAAAAUCUGCCAGACAUGCAAGAACCCAGGAGAGGACACUAAAAUGCUGGUGUGUGACAUGUGUGACAAAGGCUACCACACCUUCUGUCUGCAACCUGCUAUUGAUUCUCUGCCCACCAAUGGCUGGAGAUGUAAGAACUGCAGAGUGUGCAUCCAGUGUGGAACAAGAACCAGUAGACAGUGGCACCACACCAGCCUGCUGUGUGAGAAUUGCGUUCAAAAUCAGGACCCCACUCUGUGCUGUCCUACGUGUGCCAGCAUCCUGGACCCUGAGCAUCACAAAGACUUGCUUUUCUGCCACACUUGUAAAAGAUGGCUUCACCUGGAGUGUGAGCGUCAGAACUCAGGCCAAGCAGAAAUCCACCCCAGAGAGGACUAUGUUUGCUCCAACUGCAGGUCUCCUGCUGCAGAGCAGCCGCUACAGGCAGAGGAUAUGGACACGGGCCCAGAACUCAGCCCUCAGCCAGCCUCCAUGCACACAGACUCUGAGACUGGCCUACAGCUGGCUAAAAAGCACACGGACCUAGAACCUGGCACUCAGCUGCCUCCUGAAAUGCACAAGGACCCCAAACCGGAAUUACUCGCUGUUCCAUUGCACUCAGAUCUACAGCCUGUUCAGGCUACCGUCCAGGAGGAGAAGCUGGCCACGUCAGCCCAAAAGCCUGAAGUCUCAGUAGAAGCCGGCGUUGGUGAAAGGAAGGUUACUGAAUCAUCUGUUAGCAAAAUUGUAACAGAAUUCAAACCAGAAACUAAACCAGCAGCUCAAGUCCAGCCUACAGAGAGUCCUGCAUCUUUGGGGAUUCCUAGUCAGGAGUCAGAGUCUCUUCCAGCCCCGCUUCCUAUGGAGACACAGACACAGGAUACCACAUUACAAAUGAAGCCAGCAAAGACAGAGGCCUGCCCCGAGCAGGGCAUGGUCAACCCCAGCACAAAGGAUUUAAAGGCCAUCAUCUCAACCACCAAAGAACCAAGUACUGCAUCAGUACCUUUCACGGACCAACCAAUGGAGGUCUCACUAGCCCAGCCUUUGAGUAUGGAUGUAGUCAGGGCUUCGUUCCUGGAAACUGCUCCAAAAGAGCCUAUCAAGGAGAGAAGUGAGGGUAUUUUUCACAGGAACCUGGCAGAGACUGUUAAGCCCUCAGCCUCUCGUACAUCAGAGGACAUGUACACUACACUGGAGUGCAAGCCUAAUGUGUCACUUUCCAGGCUGGCUUCAGAGGAGAAACCAAUGAAGACAUGUGUGGAGAGGUUGGCAGAAAUGGUUUCCUCUCCAUGCCACUCUUCUCCCCUGGCCCGAGGGGCUUCACCAAGAGAACCAUCACAAAUACAAAUCCUACCUUCACUGGGGGAGCACAGCAGUCUGAUACCCACCACCACGCUUAUACCACUCACCCCGAAGAUUGGAAUGGGAAAGCCAGCCAUCAGCAAGAAUAAGUUUUCACCUGGGAGGCCACGAGUCAAACAGGGUGCAUGGAGUCCCCAUAGCAGUGUGAGCUCCCCCUUGUCCUGGUCUCCAGACCAGCCAGAGGGGUGGGACGUCCCAAAGACCAGGCAGUCCUCUGGCAGCCCCGGCUGGAGCAUCAGAGUGGGUCGAGGCUCUGGCUUCCCUGGAAGGAGGCGGCCCAGAGGUGCUGGUCUGUCAGGUAGAGCUGGACGCGGCAGGGCCAGAGGCAAGAAUGGAGCAUGUCCUAUCAUCAACCCCGGGAUCACCCUCAUAGAAACGCCAUACCCAAUUAAGGAGGAAGAGGAGAACGCCAUGCACAACACAGUGGUCAUAUUUUCCAGCAAUGACAGUUUCACACUAAAACAGGACAUGUGCGUGGUGUGUGGGAGUUUUGGCCUGGGUGCUGAGGGACGUCUUUUGGCUUGUGCUCAGUGCGGCCAGUGUUAUCAUCCGUUCUGUGUUGGAAUAAAGAUCACAAAGGUGGUGUUGAGUAAAGGCUGGCGCUGUCUGGAGUGCACAGUGUGUGAGGCCUGCGGCCAGGCCACAGAUCCUGGUCGCUUGCUGCUGUGUGACGACUGCGACAUCAGCUAUCACACCUACUGCCUGGAUCCUCCGCUGCAGAAUGUGCCCAAGGACAGCUGGAAGUGCAAAUGGUGUGUGUCCUGUACUCAGUGUGGCGCCACUACCCCAGGCCUAAGGUGUGAGUGGCAGAAUAAUUACACCCAGUGUGCCCCCUGUGCCAGCCUUACAACAUGCCCCAUCUGCCUGGUGGACUACUGCGAAGGCAACACGAUUCUGCAGUGCCGCCAAUGUGACAGAUGGUUCCAUGCGUCUUGUCAAGGCCUGCAUUCAGAGGAAGAUGUAGAAAAAGCUGCAGAAAGCAGCUUCGACUGCACAAUGUGUCGAGCUUUCAAGACCACUAAAGUUAUGACCAAGGCCAGAGACACCAUUGAGCCUGUAGUUAUGACGCAGAUUUUCACAAAGACUAGAGAAAUAGAUCUGUCGAGGACUUACACCCAGGAUGGAGUUUGCCUGACAGAGUCAGGACUUUGCCAGCUGCAGAGCUUGUCCGCCACUGCGUCACGGCGCAGGAAACCAAAACCCAAGCUGAAGUUGAAGAUCAUAAACCAGAACAGUGUGGCUGUGCUUCAGGCUCCCGUAGACCCUCUCUCAGAGCUCUCUCGUGAUGAAGACAUGGAGGACAACAGAGAGGCGGAGCUCCUUGAUUGUGAGGCGAAGUCUGACUCGAGCCUGGAGCGAGAGCCAGCAGAAGACGACUCCAAGGGGGCCGACGGCGGCAAGAAGAGGAAGAGGAAACCGUACCGGCCGGGAAUUGGUGGGUUUAUGGUACGUCAGCGGAGCCGGCCAGGUCAAGGUCCAGGAAAGGCCAAAAGAUCCCUCUGUCGGAAAGAUUCCACUGGCUCUGUGUCAGAGAUCCCCAUCGGAAAAGAUGAGGGGUGGUCGGAGACUUUGCCAGAUACCCCUGUGGAGGAAACACCACCUGGACCAGAGGUACCAGAAAAAAUCAAGAAACGUUACAGAAAGAAGAAAACAAAACUGGAGGAAGCUUUUCCCACCUAUCUGCAGGAGGCUUUCUUUGGAAAGGACCUGCUGGACAAAAGCAAGCAGAGCAGGCAGAAGGGGGUCGAAUCAGGUUUACUGGAGGAAGGGCAUGGCCAAGUGGAGAGAAGAAAUCCCACCUCUAGCUUCCUAGACCCUUCAUCAGAUCCUCUGCUCAGUGCUUCGGCAUCAACACUUCCCACCAGACCAACACCAGCACAGACGUCUGAGGAACCAUUAGUUGAUCUAUCUGAUGUUCUGAACACUGAUGCAGACAUCUUGGGAAUGCUGGGAAAGCCAAGCAGUGACUCUGGUCUUGAUUUUUGCCCCUUCCAGGUUGACAGCUCACCUCCUCCUUUUGCUGGUCUGGACAUCGGGCCCCUGACAGGCGGUUCCCCAGUGGUUCCCCAGUCCCAGGCUGGCCGGAGGACACCUCGAACCCUCCCAGAGGAGCCCCUGGACGGCAUUCUCAGCCCAGAGCUGGACAAGAUGGUCACUGAUGAAUCAAUUCUCAGCAAACUUUACAAAAUUCCAGAGCUGGAGGGCAAAGAUGUAGAGGACCUCUUCACUGCGGUCCUGAGCCCCAGCACAAGCCAACCACCUCCCCCACCACAGGUGCCUCACCCCCAGGGUCCAGGGCCACUCCCUGCCACAGCAGGCACAAGUAUGCCUCACCCUAACACAGGGAAUCCCAUGUUUCCAAGGAUGCCAAUGAUCAAUGGUAUGAUGGGACCAAACCAACGCUUCCCUACAAACCCAGGAGCAGGUCCCUGCAUCCCAGAAAAUUUCUCCCCUCUUAACCGUAUGCCUUUCACUGACAAUCCAAGAGAUAGAAAGUUUAAUCAGAUGCCUAGAGAGGCAGUUGGUCCGUGGCCCUCCUCUGCCCAUGGCCCUGGCCCUGCACCCCCUGGAUCUCUGCCUGAGGGGGAGACUGAAGCCAUGUCAAAUGCCCAAAGGAGUACACUCAAGUGGGAGAAAGAGGAGACACUAGGAGAGCUGGCCACUGUUGCACCUGUCCUGUAUACCAAUGUCAAUUUUCCUAAUCUCAAAGAAGAAUACCCAGACUGGUCUACAAGGGUAAAGCAAAUUGCAAAACUUUGGAGGAAAGCCAGUUCGCAAGACAGGGCCCCUUAUGUGCAAAAGGCAAGAGAUAACCGAGCAGCCCUGCGCAUCAACAAAGUCCAGAUGUCCAAUGAGACGGUGAAGAGGCACCAUCCACAGCAACAUCCCCCAGAGGUGUUUGAUCCCAACAUACCACUAGACACAGAACUGCUGUUUAAAGACCCUUUGAAACCAAAAGAGUCAGAGCAUGAACAAGAGUGGAAGUUUAGACAGCAAAUGAGGCAGAAGAGCAAACAGCAAGCCAAAAUCGAAGCUACUCAGAAACUGGAACAAGUAAAGAACGAGCAACUUCAGCAACAGCAGCAACAGAGAAACAGCCAGUCAGACGGAGAUGGCAACAACAGUGGCAACCAGAGCCCAGCAUCCCAGCCCAGCAAUGGCAGCAUGUCCCCAAUGCAGCAAAGCAGUUCCAAAGAGGCCUUUGCAAGGCCACAGCUCCCAGGGACACCCACUUCAUGUCCUUCAGAGGAUGUGUUCCUACGACCCCCUCCUCCCCCUCCAUCAGCCCCAUCCUCACAACCACAGUCCCCACAGGUUUUCUCACCAGGUUCCUCUGGUUCCAGACCAUCUUCUCCAUGGGACCCAUAUGCUAAAAUGGUUGGGACUCCGAGACCACCAAGCCUUGGGCCAAAUAUGUGUCGCAGAAUGCCCACGGAAUCUGGUAAAUCCCCCACCUCCUUAAUGGAGCAACAGGACAGAGGGCGGCCCUCUCCAGCUCAUGAAGCUUUUGGCUCCCCACCAUCCUUGAGCAAUGAUCCGUACGCCAAACCUCCCGACACACCAAGACCAAGUGGCGAUAUGGACCCUUUCCUUAAGCCCAUAGGACCCCCAAGGGUCAGUCAGGCCGCUCAAGGAAGGCCCCCAAUGGGUUCUCCUGGACGAGAUCCAUACUCAAGGCCCAUGAUAAGAAACGAGGCCUACCAACGCAUGGCCCAGAACAGGAUGAUCUUGUCUGACCCUUAUUCAAGGCCUUUACUGGCUCCAAUCCCAGGAAGCAAUGAGUCUGGCUCUGUCCCUUUGUUCAAAACACCCAUGCCUCCUUCUCAGGCUCAGGAUCCCUUCAACCGACCAGGUCCACAUCAGUCUGACAGGUUCUCCCAGAAUCACCAAAAUGACCCCUACGCUCAACCUCCCCAUACCCCGAGACCAUCAGGGAAUGACAACUUCACCAGUCCUCCAAGGAUGGGUCAGCAUCACCCUCAGGGUCACUCAUUCGCUCAGCCUGGACCGAUGAACCAAAUGUCGAGAAAUCCAUAUGCUCAUGCACCUUCUACACCAAGGCCUGACCACUUCACCUACGAUCCUUUUGCACAGCCUUCUGGUCCCAGCAAACCAGCUGGUGACCCCUUCUCUCAGUCAGCAGGCAACCAGCGAUCCAUCAGUGAACCUGGCAAUCAGCCUCGCCCAUUUUUUGAGCCCUACGCACGACCUCCAGGGACUCCACGUCCUCAUGACAACUAUGGCCAGCCUUCAAACACACCCAGCCCAUCCUCAGACCCAUACUCACAGCCACCUUCGACUCCUCGCCCCAGUGGUAUGAACCAGUUUGGUCACCAAACGCAUCCUGGACAGAGGAUGUCACCUUCUCACUCAGUGGACCCUUAUGCCCAACCACCAGGGACUCCAAGGCCCUCUGCAGGAGAGAGGUUCUCCAAGUCACCAGGCAGCCAGAGAGAGCCAUUUACAAGUACACCUGGAACAUCUAGACCUGGAGCUGGUGACAUGUUUUCCCAGCCUGGAGCCCCCAGACCAGUGCUCAGUGACCCCUACGCCCAACCUCCAGGGACCCCACGACCAGGUCCUGAUGGGCCCAGCAGACAAGGGCAAAGGCUUGGACCAAUGGGAGGCCAGGAUCCUUUCUCCCCGCCUCAAAGCAGGCUUCAGGAGAACUUCCCUCAUCCAGGCUCCCAAACGCCAAAACACUCAGGUGUGUCAGAGGAGGGAUUCACUCAGUCACCCUCCAGGAGACCCAGUCAGACACCCAGCCAUGACCCAUUUGAACAAGCCCCUAUGACCCCACGUCCACAAUCAACUGAGAAAAUGGAAAUGAAAGAUCAACCAGGUGUUGGGAACAAUGGGAUUGUCCCACAAGAUCCCCAAAUGCCUGGUGCUUCUGCUGACACUCAGGGUGUUCCUCUUGCUGAGAGUGAGGAGAGACUCAGACAGCGACAACGAAUCAGAGAACUAAUCCUCAAACAGCAGCAGCAGAGGAGUGCCAUUCGACAGGAGAGGGGCCCUCAGGACUCUAUUGGCAACAUCCCUCCAGGAACACCACGACCCUGGCCUCAAGAGGCCCCAGGCCAACCAGGGGAAGUGUUCAACCGACCUCCUCCACCUUACCCAGGACAAGGACCCAUGAGAGGGCCAAUGAGGUUUCCUGGACCCUUUCCAGGAGAUCAGCGUGUCCCUUUCCCUAAUGAAGGACAAAUCCCCCGGGGCCCACAUCCUGGAGACCCUAAUUUGAGACAUCAGGGGCCAAGGUUUGCAUUUCCACCUGGGGUUUUAGGACCUCAUGGGGCUCAGGAGUUCUUUCCCCGUGGACAGCACCCAAUGCAGGAUGUUCCUCCUCAAAUGAGACGAUCUAUGUCAGCUGAAAUGGCAAAGACUAUGGGAGGAAACCCAAUGGGUAUGCCACAGCACUUCCCACCACGUGGUAUGCCAGUGCAGCAACACAACAUCAUGGGCCAGCCUUUCAUUGAGCUACGACACCGAGCUGCAGAAAACAGGCCACGUAUGCCAUUUCCCCCAGGGGCUAUGCAAGGAGGCAACAUGGAUCCCAACUUACAGGGCCAAAGGCCUCCAGGCUUUGCAGGAGAUUCCAGGUUCUCAAUAAAUCAGGGGCUCAGGAUGGUUGACCCCAUGACUGGCCAAACUGGGCAUGUGCAACUAUCCUCCAGCAUGGACAAUCUUCAUCAGCAAGCCCAAAUGUCAGGAAACAGCUCACUCAAACAGUCUCCUUUGAUGAGAUCCAUGAGCCAGCCUGCAUCCAGUGACACCCAGAACAUGGCAGCAUCUAUGAUCUUGAAUGCACCCCCAGGUGGGCAGACUGAGGCGGUCUCAGGGGCUAGCAAUGAAGCUGUAGAGGAAAAACUGGAUGCAGAAGAGUCAGCGGUCAAAGAUCUAGAAGAUGUUGAGGUGAAAGACUUGGUGGAUGCAGACUUAGAGAACCUAAAUUUGGAUCCUGAAGAUGGCAAAGACUUGGAUCUAGAGACAAAUGACCUUCAUCUGGAUGACUUCUUAACAUCAGGGAAAUUUGACAUCAUUGCCUACACAGACCCUGACCUAGAUGACAUCAAGAAAGACAUGUUUAAUGAGGAGCUGGAUCUCAGUGAUCCAAUAGAUGAUCAUAAUGACACCGCAGACAUCAGCAAAAAUUCAACCACAGAAACUGAGGCUUCAUCAAGUUCAGCAUCUGAACUGGCAAAGCCAGAGACCACAAGUGAGCAGUCUUCAGCUGAAAUCAAGCUGGAAGCCUGUGGGAGUCAGGACUCUGCCUCUGUAACACAGGGGAAGGAAAUAAAAUCAGAGGUCAGGGACUGUCAGAAGCCCCCUGGGGUUGUCGACCAGCAAGACGAUGGAAACACCUUAACCUCAAACCAGCAGGGAGCGCUGCCAGACUCCACCCCUGUUCUGUCAAGUUUACUCAUUAAGCAGCAGCCUGAGGAGCAGUCAUUAAACCCAAUCAUCGAAGCUGUCAAUCCAGGAGGUAACCUCAUGCCCCAGCAGAACCAAGUCGCCGACACGCAGCAUACUUCCGGACUCACAAUGACUCAAACGAUAUCUGACGCCACCGCUGCAGGAGAAGCCUCGAUGACUGGCUUUGGGGCUGACCACCAGGUGGGACUCGCCUCUGGAGUGGACCAGAACAGUCUGAACCAGGCCCAGCAGACAGCAAUGAACCAGGCGAUGGGCCAGCACAGCCAACAACACCGUCCUCUACUGCUAGAGGAGCAGCCACUCCUACUGCAGGACCUACUGGACCAGGAAAGGCAGGAGCAACAGCAGCAGAGGCAGAUGCAAGCCAUGAUACGACAGCGCUCCAGUGACUCCUUCUUCCCUAAUAUUGAUUUCGAUGCCAUCACUGACCCCAUUAUGAAAGCCAAGAUGGUUGCCCUGAAAGGCAUCAAUAAAGUCAUGGUGCAGAACAACAUGGGAAUGAGUCCAAUGGUCAUGAGCAGAUUACCCUCUGGUCCUGUACCACCUUGUCCUGAAAGCACGCCACUUCCACCACAAGUUGUUGGACAGGAUGGAAAACUGACACAAGUUGCAAGGCCGAAUCCACCAAACUUUGGACCUGGAUUUGUCAACAAUGCUCAGAGGGCUCAGUAUGAGGAGUGGCUCCAAGAGACUCAGCAACUACUUCAAAUGCAGCAGAAGUUUCUGGAAGAGAAGAUCGGAGCUCACAGGAAGUCUAAGAAAGCCCUGUCUGCCAAACAGAGAACAGCGAAGAAGGCGGGGAGAGAGUUCCCUGAGGAGGACGCCGAGCAGCUCAAACAUGUCACAGAGCAGCAGGGUGUAGUGCAGAAACAACUGGAGCAGAUCCGCAAGCAGCAGAAGGAGCACGCUGAGCUUAUAGAGGAGUACCGAGUCAAACAACAGCAAAACAAUAUAACACCCAUGAUGCCUGGGAUGCACCCAAUGACGGGUCCUGCUGGUAUGGUUCCCACUGGACCACCAAUGGGUCCUGGUGGACCACCAAUGGGUCCUGGUGGACCACCAAUGGGUCCUGGCGGACCACCAGUAGGCCCUAGUGGACCACCAAUGGGCCAACCUCCUAUGAACCCUAUGAUGCAGAUGCCUCUUCAUCCCGGCCAGCCAAAUGCACCCCAGUGUUUGCCUAACCCACCACCUGGCUGGCACCCUGGUGCUCCCAUGCCCAUGGGCGGACCAGGACUUCCUCCUAUUAUGCCCCCGCAGGUGCCUAUAGCAAAUCCAGGCCAGAUGCAGAUGGGUAACAUACCUCAACAUCCGCCAAUGCCUGUGGAUCCCCAAGCACCAGCAGCUCCAUCAGGUGGUGUGAAACCAAUGCAAGGAGGGGGGGUAAAGUUUGACGACAACAACCCAUUCAGUGAAGGCUUCCAGGAGCGGGAGAGGAGGGAGCGGCUUCGCGAGCAGCAGGAGAGACAGAGGGUGCAGCUGAUGCAGGAAGUUGAACGGCAGAGAGCCUUGAAACAUCGUAUGGAAAUGGAGCAGCAAGGAAUGAUGGGCCAAGAUGGGGGUAUAGCACCUCUUGCUCAGAUGCCGUUUUUUAACUCAGAGCUGCCACAGGACUUCAUGCAACCUCAGAGGCCUCCAAUACAACAACAACAACUUGGACCGAUGUUCCCCCAGCAGGGCAUGCAGCCCGGUAUGGGCUCUCCACCUGGGGCCUUUAUGCAGGGAGACAGGAGGGCUAUGAUGGGGAAUGGAAUGAUGUCCCGUGACAUGGGCCAAGGUUUUGGGCCUGAUAAUCUUGCUCUACAGGUACCAAAUUUUCCCCAGGGUCAGCCCAGGCCUCGUCAGUUCAGUGGUCCUGGUAUGACACUUCAGAUGCCGGGUGAGGGUCCACCAUUCGGAGGUGACUCUGCUACACCUUUACCAUCCAACUUUCCGGGCUCAGGCCAGUCUCUAAUUCAACUCUACUCUAACAUCAUCCCAGACGAGAAAGGGAAGAAGAAGAGGAACCGCAAAAAGAAAAAAGACGAUGACGCAGAUUCAGUCAAAACACCUUCAACUCCACAUUCAGACCUCACGGCUCCUCUCACACCAUGCGUCUCAGACACCUCCUCAACCCCCACAAGGAACACCCACCUAUUUGGUGACCAGGAUUUGUCAAGGUCACCCUUACUGGGAUCUUCCACUCCAAGUCACUCUGAGCUGGAGAGACAGCUUUCUGGAGGUCAAUCUGGACAACACGGUCACCUUUCAGACUUGGCAAGAGCUCAGGCGCAGGAACACGACAGGAUCCUCAACAACAUAAAGCUGGAGCAGACUGAUGCCAGUGAGUGUCAUGGGCCCCGAGAAGGAGGAAAUGUUGGGUCAGGGAUGAGCUCUGUGAAGGAGGAGGGUAAUAAAGGUAGCAUGUCUCCCUUCGCUGCCGGGCAAAGUCCAAAUAAGGGGGAGGCAGGCAAUGAACUGCUGAAGCACCUUCUGAAGAACAAGGGCACACCUCCACAUGGACUGUCCCAGCAGAGGUCAGAGGAGAGCAUGCGCUCGGAGGAGGAGGAGGCCACAGACUGCAAAUCCCUGCUGAGGCAGAGCUCCAUGGACAGCAACGGGGCAUGCUCUGAUGGCAUCCCAGACUUUCCUGGACCUCUGCUCCCUGAACAGGAGAAGAAGAAAGGGAGGAACAAGAGGGCUCCGAAAGGAGGAGAGAAGCCUCCCUCUCGAUACAAGAAGAGGAAGAAGGAAGGCGAUGAGAGACAGCUGAUGCAUUCUGGCCCUGACACUGUAAUGACCCAAAUCAAACAGCAGCUCUCUCUGCUGCCCCUCAUGGAGCCCCUGAUUGGAGUCAACUUCGCUCAUUUUGCUCCCUAUGGCAGCGGUCAGCUCAAUGGAGAGAACCUGCUGUCUGGUACCUUUGGCAGUGCCUCACUGGACGGAGUCUCUGACUAUUACUCCCAGCUGGCCUACAAGCAGAGUAACCUGAGCAAUCCACCAACUCCACCGGCGUCUCUGCCUCCAACCCCACCACCUGUGAACAGACAGAAAAUGAUCAAUGGAUUCGCUACUACAGAAGAGCUGGCAAGCAAAGCUGCUGCCAUGGUGUCUAAGGGCCUGGUCCCCAAGCCGCUACAUGUCCCUUUCAGAACUGAGGAAGACCUAUUAGCCCGUGCCAUCGCACAAGGACCAAAAACUGUCGAUGUUCCAGCCUCCCUCCCCACCCCUCCACACAACAACCAGGAGGAGCUCAGUAACAGAGGACAGGAGCCCUGCAAGGACCGGGACACACCUGAUAGCUUUGUUCCAUCUUCCUCUCCGGAGAGCGUGGUCAGUAUGGAGAUCAGCCGCUACCCAGACCUGUCCCUGGUGAAGGAAGAGCCCCCAUCCCCCUGCUUGUCUCCUGUCCUGCCCAUGCUUCCUGCUCCCGAUGGGAAAGGAACACAAAUCAAACUGCAGGACAUUAAAACGGAGCCUUCGGCUAUGUUCUUUGGUGCCCCCUUUGGUCAAGUGACCAAUGAUUCCAAACGAGGGCUGGUGUCUGUCGCUAUCACACUGAGACCAGCUGCAGCAGAGAACAUCACAGGUGUAGUCGCAGCCAUUUCAGACCUCCUAUGCGUGAAGAUUCCCAGUAGCUAUGAGGUCAGCAGCACCCCAGACAGGGGGCCCCUAUCCUUACUCAGUGGUCAGAGGAUCGGCCCCCACGGCAUGGAGCCUCGACCGCCCAUGCUCUUCCACGGGCAAGGAGACAAUGGCGGACUUCUCGGUCGGCCAGGACAAAUGAUGAGGCCUGGCGGUCCACAGGGGAUGAUGCAACAGCAGCAGGCGCAUCAUUUCCGUUUCCAUCCUAACAGCCCAGGCUCAGCUCUGACUCAAGGACCAGACCAGAAAACCCCCGCCAGCCCUGGAUGUAAACCUCAGUGGUGCUGUAACUGCAAGGUGGUAGUUCUGGGAAAUGGAGUACAAAAAUACUUCAAAGAUCUCCCCGCACACAUGAAGGAAUCUGAAGGCCGUUUGAAAUCUGAAGAAGACCUGGUCUUCUGCAGUCACAGCUGCUUCCUUCUUUACUGCUCCUCAGCACCUCUGCAGUCCAGAUCCAGCACAGAAACCAAGGAAUCUGUGUCCCUUCUCCCCACAUCGAUGCAGACAGAGAGCCUGUCUAAAACUCAGCACCAGUAUAGUAACAACAUGUCAUCUCUGGAUGUACACUGUCUGGCCCAGCUCCAGCCAAAACAGUCUCCCCCCUCGACUCCUCCAAUCCCCUUCCCCACAGCAGGAGAGACAUCAAAGACUGAGACCAAAUCUGAUGCCAUCAAAGUAACAGUGAAGCUGAAGGCCCGGCCCAGGUCUCAUGAUGGCUGGCACCAGGGAAAGAGACAGAAAGGCCUCCGCUGGAGGAAGUGGACCGUCCAGGUGGUGGUGCCCAGAGGAAACUCCCAGCUCCCUGAUGAGGACAAGAUUGAUGAACUGCUAAAGAAGCUUGGGGCCUCCUUGCGACCUCCCGCCUCUCUCCGUGAUCAGAGGCGUUGCUGUUUUUGCCACCAGUUUGGAGAUGGGAUCACUGAUGGCCCUGCUCGCCUUCUUAAUCUAGAUCUCGAUGUUUGGGUUCACCUAAACUGUGCGCUGUGGUCCAAUGAGGUGUACGAGACGCAGGCUGGAGCUCUCAUCAAUGUGGAGCUUGCACUGCGGCGUGGACAAACAAACCGCUGCGCCUACUGCCAACAGACUGGAGCCACCAGCGGCUGCCACCGCCUUCGCUGCACCAAUGUCUACCAUUUCACCUGUGCUCUGCAAGCUCACUGCACCUUCUUCAAGGACAAGACCAUGCUAUGUCACGCCCACAGGCCAAGGGGAACAGCUGGACAAGCUCUAGAGCAUGAGCUGCGCUGCUUUGCUGUCUUUAGACGUGUCUAUGUCCAAAGAGACGAGGUGCGCCAGAUGGCGACUGCUGUGCGGCAGCCUGAGUUAGGUUACACUUUUCGAGUGGGCAGCCUGGUGUCCCAUGCGAUGGGUCAGCUCACCCCAAUACAGAUGACCGCCUUUCACUCCCCAACAGCCAUCUUUCCAGUUGGGUAUGAGGCCUGCCGGAUUUACUGGAGCAUGCGCCAUGGCAACCGCCGCUGUCGCUACGUCUGCUCUGUUGAGGAAAGGGAUGGACUGCCAGAAUUUUCCAUCAGAGUCAUCGAACAGGGCUACCAAGACCUGGUCCUGACUGAUUCCUCUGCUAAAGGCGUGUGGGAUAAGGUUCUUGGUCCUGUUGCUGAGAAAAGAAGUGAAUCAGGAACUCUGAAGCUCUUCCCUGUGUACCUGAAAGGAGAAGACUUGUUUGGGCUCACAGUCCCUGCAGUCACCAAAAUCACUGAAUCGCUCCCAGGGGUUGAGGCUUGUGAACGAUACUCCUUCCGUUAUGGGCGCAACCCCCUGAUUGAGUUGCCCCUCAUUUUCAAUCCAGCUGGCUGUGCCCGCGCCCAGCAAAGAACCAGCUCUAAAUACACCUCUCUGGUGAUCAGGCCACAACCUCAGGCCAUCUCCAGCACCAGUGCCAGAUCCAACCAGAAUGUGGCCCAAGGAGAAGGUGGCGCCCCCCAUAGCAAGCCUCCAGUAGUGCACCCCAGGUCCUCUCAGUACCGCUGGAUGAAGAGUGAGUGGAGAGCCAAUGUCUACCUGGCCCGCUCACGCAUCCAGGGCCUUGGGCUGUUUGCUGCUAGAGACAUGGAGAAACAGGCUAUGGUGAUUGAGUACAACGGAACCAUCCUCAGAAACGAGGUCGCCAUCAGCAAGGAGAAGAUUUAUAGAUCUCAGAAUCGAGCCAUGUUUAUGUUCCGCAUCGACAGUGAACAUGUUGUUGAUGCUACUAGAAGUGGAGGGCUAGCAAGAUACAUCAACCACUCUUGUGCCCCCAACUGUGUCGCUGAGGUAGUCACAUUUGAGCGAGGCUACAAAAUCAUCAUCAGCUGCAUUCGCAGAAUCGAAAAAGGAGAGGAGCUGUGUUUCGACUACCAGUUUGACAGCGUCGAGGGUCAACACAAGAUCGCUUGCCACUGUGGCGCUCCUGAAUGCAGGAAGUGGAUCAACUGAAAAACAAAAGUGACAAAUCUAAAUGCAUUCCUUGCUAUACUGAGUGUGAAUGUCACGAUCUCUGCUGAGAAAGAGAAGAACCGCUUCACACUAGAGUCAUUUUCUGAAUGAGCAGAAGGCCGAACCAUCGGAGGGAAUGAAUGAAUUUAAGGGUUGGUUUAUUAAGAUCACGGAGAACAAAAAGGGUGGAGGAAGGGAAAUAACACAGUAGCAGGAUGUGACUUGUGCCAUAUUAUGUGAGGGGCUCUGUUGUAUGAGAUGCCCCUGUCUGUCUGUAUGUGUUUGUGCGUUUGGUGUACACGGGGUGAGGAAUCCACCAGCGAAUGAGAAAGCACUGUGCAGGGUGCGGCCUUAUUGCUUACUAAGGGCAGGCCCUUUUGUUUCAUACUGUCAAUGUAUACCGUAUGACUAAAUGUAGACAUCACUGAAUGAGGAAUGUACAGCAAUGAAUACUGCGAAGGGAAUAUUAACUUGCACUAAAAAAAGAGAAAAUAAACAAAAAAACACACAUACAAACACAAAACUUUUAAAAUACUUGAUUCCAUGAGUCAGUUUUAUCAUAGGUCUCUGUCAUGUGAUUUGUGUGAACUUGGAGAGGUUUUGUAUUUAUUACUGAGUGAAUGAAUUUUAUUCUCAAAAUGAUGAGAUUGAGUUGAAGAAGGCUAGAUUGCUAUUGUUUUUGAAGAUUGAGGAAGACAUGCUGUUACUUUUGUAUAAAUGUACAUAAAGAAAACUAUAGGAAUAACCGACCAAAUACUACCUUAACCUUCUUGAUGUUUGGGUGUUUUUAAAUUGUUUUUGUUCUGUUUGUCAUUGAAAUUUAUUUAAGAUGGACGUUAUUUCAGUUUGAGAGUAUAUAUUAUGAUUAUUCUGUACAGAAUUUGUAAUAUAACCACAAUAAUUCACAAAGUAUUUUUGUUGUAUUAAAAGUAAGGUAUUGUAGCGUAGUGUUUUGUGACUUACACAUACUUUGACCACUCAAAAAAGAAAUAUUUUUGUUGACUAAUGUAACGAGUUAUCGGUUACAGAAUUUAAAAGAGAGACUCUUCAAAUAGAAAGAUCAGUGUGAUCUGUUUGCUGUAAUCAGGUUUGAUUUUAAAGAACUGUGAAUUAGGUUUUCAAACCCAAAAACAACUUUUUAACUUUUUAACACAGAUAGCAUCACCAACAUGUAUUUACCUGUAUUUGUUUUUACAUUGCUUUUAAAAUAAGGUGCAAACGUCUAAUGAUGUUGUGAAGUUAGACGAAUCAGUGUGUGACAGAGAAUCGUGUCUGUAGGUUGUUUUACUUUUUUGGACAGAAGUGGCAUUCUCCUUAAUCAGAAAUAUUUCUUAUACUGACACUUCACACGUCACAUGCUUAGAAGCAGAAGAGCUUUUGCGUGCACAAUUUCAAGUUGACUGUAAAAUUUUGAAGACAGUCUUAGAACUUGUAAUGUAUAUGGCAUGUAUUUUUUUAACUUUCCGAAGACUCAAUUGUAUAUAUUUUUCUCAAUGAAUGGUUGUAACAAAAUUCUUUCUUGGAUAUUUUUCUUCUCUUGUAUGAUAUUACAUCAUCCUGCCAGUGUGUUUGUGCAACAUUUUCUUGGUCGUGUAGUCAGAUUUUUUUUUCUUCCUCUUUUUCUUUUUUUUUUCUUUUUUGUUUAUAAUUUUUGUUUUGUUUUUGUUUAUUGUUUUGUUUUCUUUGAAAAUGCCUUUUGAAGUGUACAGAGUAUGAGGUUUGGAGUUUGUGGAACUGAAUUUAGAAACAUUUACAAAAA